Messenger RNA from Sipha flava (yellow sugarcane aphid), 1712 nucleotides. RefSeq names its product coiled-coil domain-containing protein 63-like. The record is from RefSeq and is a predicted model, not a curated record. Bases 1 to 1377 code for a protein of 458 amino acids. Lineage: Eukaryota; Metazoa; Arthropoda; Insecta; Hemiptera; Aphididae. The transcript has 7 exons.
AUGGACAAUAACUUGAAUGAAGAAGUUGAAGACAAUGGGAGCGAUAUUCUUGCUGAAGAACUCGCCAGACUUCAACGACAGUAUAUGCUCAUGGAAAGUAACAAAAAAGCGUACACCGAAGAAAUGGGUUGUCAUUUGACCAAACAGAAAAAACUUCUAUGCAGCUUAGAACAAGAAAAAAUGAAUCUGGUAGAGCAGAUAAAUACGAAAAAAAAUAAAUACAAAGAAAAUAACGACAUGCGCUUAAAAGCGUGUUUAGUCGAAAAAUGGAAUGAAUACAUGGGCGCCAAUGAUGAUCUGAUGGAUCAAAAAAAGUGCCUAGUCGAUAUCGAAAAAGAAAUACAGAAGAUACAAAACGAAUUCGGCCUGAUAUUCAGACAGCGGGAAGUGUCAGCUGGCAAAUCAAAAAACAAAGUAGAAUAUAACUUACAAAAACACCAAGAGUUACUAGAAAACAAAUUACACGUGAAAACCGUCAAGUUCAAUAAGGUUUUGACAGAAAACGCCCGUUUACGAAAUGAAAUCGACAAUUUACUCGUGCAACGGUCACAAUUCAACGAUGCGUACAAAGCUCUAUCGAAACGACUGGACGAUAGCAAACAGAUUAUGAUGGACCUGAUAGAACAGGCCACUAUGGCAUACGAACAAAGAGAAGAUGCUCAAAACAGAUUGAUAAAUAUGAGCGAAGAAGAUAAACAACAGAUUGCUCUGCAUAAGGCCGAAGUCAAAGAACUGCAAAGACAAUACGAUCGAGAUAUGAAACUUCAAGAAUUCUUGUCCAUUAAAGGACAGCAUCGUGUGCUGAUGGACUUCGAACGGAAAGAAGAAGAGAAGAAACAAAGCGAAUUGGGCAACCGUAAGGAACAAGCUGAGAAGUGGGCUGACUUAAUGGGAUGGUUGUAUAUGUACGUGGGCGAGAGCAACGUUGACAGGAUCGUGGAUCUCUUUGUUCGGCAAGAGGAGGAGAAUUUUGCGUUGUUCACGUACAUCAACGAGCUGAAUAGUGAAGUAGAUGAUUUGCAGAAAGAAGUAUUGGCGCUAAAGAACCGAGUGAAUGAGCAGCGGACAGUUAACGAGUCAAGAGCAUCGAAACAAGAGGAUAAUAUGAACGGAUUGAAAGCACAUCUGCAACAACUGUCCGACGAAGCCAGCCGGGAAGCCAAUCGGAUAACAACCGUGCACGAAGAGUUGACAAAACUGUUGAGAUCCGUAGAGAAACUCUUUAUGUAUGUUCACUGCGACCUCUCUCCGAUGUACAAGAUACUUGGUGACGACAUUCGCGCGAAUGUAUAUAAUAUGAACUUCUACAUUGAUCUAAUUGAGACAAAGGUGUCGGACAUCGUCAAAAGCCUACAGAUGAAUAUGGAAUUAAUAUAAAUAAUAGAACUUAACUCAUGUUACGAUAUUGAAUACACACACAUAAUCUAAGUAACUCUAAUAACUAUUAUAGUAACAGUUACUAAACUAGAAGGGUUACGAAUACAUCUAAUAAUGGAAGCAUUUUUUCUAGUGAACCUUACAUUUAAAUUUCAUGCCCGAUGCCUUAAUCUUUAAAAGUUCUUUUUUUUAUAUUUUUCUAACAUGACGGGUCGUUGAGUAUGCUUCUCUUUAUAUCUUUCUUGCUUUAUACAUAUUUUUUCAAGUUUUUUAUGCAUUAAUCGUUAGUUUUCAUGCGAAGUAGUUCAUUUUAUAUAAUAUUUUAGUUUUUUAAA